Prorocentrum cordatum is the source of this 5046-nucleotide messenger RNA. NCBI's taxonomy places the organism in Eukaryota, Dinophyceae, Prorocentrales, Prorocentraceae. The record is from the annotation of a GenBank genome assembly.
AUGGAGCCGGUGCCGGAGCAAACGGGGUGUGCCGCGGAGCCUUGCGUGGAAGACCUCUUCUCAGAGGGGCCGUCUGGGGACGAGGGCGCCUUCUGGGACGCGGUCGACAAGGAUUGUGACGCGAGGGCGAAGCAGCAGGAAGCGCAAGCUCUGAUGCUGGUGUCGCAGAAGCUUCGAGAGGAUGCCCGUCGCACCCGCGAGGUUCGCGCCCAGCUUGGGCCCUCAACACCGCAGAAGGCCAAGCAGAGUCUGAUUUCAAGGUUCAUGGCGGACACGCCGAGCCCGCCGGCCGCGCAGGAGGGCACCCUUGAGGGCCGCAGAGGCCGCCGGGGGCCGAAGCACCCUUGCUACAUGAACGCGGAGGAGAGGGAGCAGGCGAUCAAGAAGAAGGCGAUCAGGCAGCAGGACGAGUCCUUGAGAAUCCAGGCGCUUGAGCUGGAGAGCCAAGCGAAGGCUGCCGAGGAGUUGAGCAACGAGGCCGCGGCGGUGGCAAGCCAGGCCAUCGCAAUCCUCGAGCCGCAUGACGUCGUCAGCGACUUGGCUGAGGCUUCGGAGGUUCUUCAGGUCAUUGCCCGCAGAGGGCGUGGCAGACCGCCGCACACGGCCGAGCAGAAGGCUGCGGCGAAGGAGAGGAAAGCCAAGGUGAAAGCGCAGAAGGGCAAACUCCAACCAGAGGACAGGGAGAGGAUGCAAACGCCGAGCGCCACGGCCAGGAGCAUGAUCGUUGAUCGCGUCGACGCCCUCUCGAAGGAGGUCGACAAUUACACCACCAACGAAUUCUGGUCGCUCGCUGAGGACCUCUGCGGGGUCCCCGCGAGCAUGCUGAAGCGGUUCGCGAAGCCCGAGGAGAGGGAGAAGCUUUCCCGCUACUUGGACGCCCGCGGUCCUGAGAGGGAGCGCCGUGGCAAACAACGCUGCUGGAAGAGGUUCAUCAGCACCGACACCGGGUGCCGCCUCUCGAAGGAUGGCGCCAAGAAGAAGACCUACGAGUCGCCCGUCAAGGACGUUUACGAUUACGUCAAAGCGUGGAAGGACAGGCAGGAGGAGAUCGGUUUCGAGCUGAACCAAGAGGACUUGGUCGACGAAUUCGAACUCGAGCUGGAGAGCAGGGUGUUCGACCUCAAGGAGAGCGGGGGGGGCGUCAAGCUCGUGUCGGAGAUGGAGAGGCGCCUCGCCAAGUUGGCAGCCCCAGGAAAUAGGAAAUACGCUCGGGCACGGCUGGGCAGCUGGCGCGGCGUGGUCGAGCACAAGCCCUCCAACGUGGUGCCGUUCACGGCGGCCGAGAACGACCUCAUCUGCAAGUUGUCGUACCAGGCAUGGGACUGGCUCGUCGAUCUGCUCAUGACCGCCACCGCGGACGAGCUGCAGGGCUUCGUCGCUGACGCCCAGGGGCUCGUGGAGAACAGGCGCCAGCUGGCCGUCAUCGCCCAGGACGCCUCCCCAGUCUACCUGGACUGCAGCACGGGGAAGGUCCUGGUCAGGACGUCGUUCCUGGACGAGCGCCAGAAGCGGCGGAGGCUGCGCCUCGCGGCCCAAAAGGACACUGACCCAAGCGCGCCGGUGCCGGAGAUCAUGUCGGUGGCGCAGCCGAGCGACGCCGUGGGCUCCAGCAGGAGGGAGAAGAACAGGUUGACUUUCUUCUUCCGCCAGGCGCUGGAAGGCCUGUGGGACCCAGACGUGGCGGUGCCGACGGGCAAGGUGCUCGACGGCGUCUUGCUCGCCGUCGCCUCGAAGCACUACCGUUUGGAGGACAUGUCUUUCUUCGAGCCGGCGCAGUGGUUGCGGGACCACUCGUUCUCGCUCGACGGGGUCAUGGUCAAGCGGGUGAAGGGCGAGGCAGUGGGGCCGCUGGGCUCCGAGUGGCGGGCAGCCAGGCGCCAUAACAAGGCUUUGUUCUACGCACCUGGCACCGAUUGGGGGCAGCCGCCUGACACGUGGCGCCCAGGGCACGUGAGGCUGUGGUGCGCCCCAAAGGCCACGGAAGACACGAUCAUCGCGUCCUUCCUCACGGACCUCUCGGUGGAGGAGGGGUACCAGUACUCCCUGAAGACUGUGGACUGUGUUGCCAGCGAGCAUUCUGAGAUCAUGGACUUGCACAAUUACAUGCACAACCAGGUAGUCCACACAGUCGGCAUGCGCCAAACCGCAAAAACACAGGUGACAGACGUGCGGGAGGCCGUGAUCGGCAAGGCCGGGGGCGAGAAAGUCAAACACCAGCGGAGGAGAUUGAAGAGACUUGCGGGUAACAUGUCAGGCCAGGCGUCCGACCUCACGUCCGACAAGGUCGACCUCAUGCACAUUGCCCAGGGCAUGCAGGUGGAGUGCCGACGGGACAACGCCGAGAACCAAGGCGUUCUGAAGGCGUUCCGCAUGGGGGGUUGGCUAGCGCACAAGCCAACCGAUCGCGGGCUGGUUCCCCUCGUGGGCCCCGCGUGGCGGCAAUUUCCAUUGGGGGGCUCCCGCCUCUCGAACAGCCUCAUGGCGGACAGGGUGAACUACGUGCCCGUGCACGGCAAGCCCGAGAAGCCCGAUUGGGGCCAGCUCCGGGCCCUCCGCGCCAGACAGCGGGCGGCAUACGUGCAGCAGAAGGGCCAGGGCAUCAGCGAGGACAGGAAGCAGGAGCUCCUGCUGGACGACGAGGAGAUCGACGGGUUCGUUUCCUACCUCGGCGGCUGGGGCCAGCGGCCCUUCGCGGAGCACGAGGAAGCCCUGGCGGCUGCGGCCAGCGACCCUUCGCUGGCCAAAGGCCCGUUACGGCCCUUCGAGCCGAUCAGCUUGGCCGGCUUGAUCAGCGCUGAAGCCUUGGCGGAGGAGGCGGCUUUCCAGUCGCUGCACCCCCGCGUGAAGCAGGCCAUCUUGGCUGGGGGCGCCAUUGCCAAGAUGCCCAAGGUGACGAAGAGCUUUCGGGGUCUCGCGGCCGAGAAGCGGGUCGAGAAGGCAAUGGCCAGGAAGACCCAGGCGGCAGAGAAGAAGGCCGAGUGGCGCGCUGCCAUCGACUCGCUCGGCAUCGAGGCCGCUCGCAAGCAGUUGUGCGUGCCCGCCGUCGCGACGAAGGCGGCGAAAAAGACGAAGGAGCAGGCCAAGACGAAGGGCAAGAAGGGCGGCGCGGGGAGCACCAAGCGGAGGCAGGCCAAGAAGGGCAAGCAGAAAGCCGCGGCGCGGAAGGGCGCCCGCGCCAAGGCAGCCGCCACUUUCGCAGGGAAUGUGGCGACGCUGGAGGCGAAGCUGAAGACGCUGCAGGCCCAGCUCCACGGGGCGGGGCAGGAGGCCGAGUCGCAGAAGCAGGAGGCCAAGCAGGGAGCCGAGGCGCUCGCCGCGCCGCCGGGGGAGCAGCCCGCGGCCGCCGCGGCGGCCGAGAGGAAGCGCUUGCGGGUGCACGCGGACAACCUCACAGUGCGAUCGCUGCAGCUCCAGGGCCUGCACCGCCAGCUGCAGGACCAGCAGCAGGAGCUGGACAACGCAAAUAAGCUUGGCCAGAAGGCCCUCGGCCAGGUCAAGCGGAAGGCCAACGCCGCCAUGCAGGCGGCCGAAAGAGCCCUUGCCAAGAAGCCCAGGACGGGCGAGGUGGGCGAGGGCGCAGGCAUUGGCGGCGCCGUGGGCUUGCCGCCCCCGCCGCCCCUGGCGCCGACGGCGCCGUCCGUCCCCAGCAGGCCCGCGGGCGACCCUGGCGCUGCGGGUUCGCCGCGCCCGCUGGCCGCGCCCGUGGCGGACUUGCUGGCCGCCGCCUCGCCCGCUCAGGCGGCGCCGUCCGCUGGCGACGCUGGCGAGCUUGGGGCCAACGACGAUUGGCUCGGCGUGGCCAGUGCGGCGGACUCGGCGCGCUCGCCGCCCCCGCCGCCCCCGCCCCCAGCUGGCUCGCCUGCCCCCGACGCGCCAGCUGCCUCUGCGCGCGCAGCGGGCGCGGCCGCCGCUUUGCCGACGGGGUGUGCGGGCGCCGCCCCGCUUCCUGCGGCCGCGUCCCGCCUCGAGCCGGGGUGCAGAGUGCAGGUCGACUGCGACGCGGUGUGGGCCAGCGACAGGGCCGCGGCCGCGCGGCUGACCAGCGGGCUCUGGGGCACAGUCGCAUCCGUGAAGGGUCCAUCGGCGUGGAUCCACCCAGGCGGCGACACGUCUGCCAACAAGAGACAGGUGCCCGUCAGCUGGUUGGUCCCCGCCCCGGACGAGCCGAGCAAACCGUUGCCCUGGAGGAAGAACGCGGGGUGGCUCGGCAAAGAGCAGCGCGAGGAGAUCAGGAAGGCGUGGCUCCCCGUGGACAUAGAAGUCCGCCGGGCCCCAGGCGCCCGCACCCUGCUGAGCGAAGCGGAGCUCGCCAUCGCGGCGGUGGAGAUCGGUUGGCGCCUGACGCCGCCCCGCUGCCUGGUGGCGCCACCGCACAUCACCACCCUCGUGGCGCACCACGUGCGCAACCACGAUGCGGCCCAUGACAGGUACGGCGAGGGCGAGGAGCUUGUUGCCGAACUCCGCCGGUACGCGGACCGCGCGCAUGUCCUGGCGAUGCCCAUCCUCGCCGGCAACCAUUGGGUGCUGCUCGUGGUCCAGCGCGCUGGCGCCGUCUCCGAAGGCGUCCCCGCCGCCGUCGAGGCCGAUACCAAGCUUGACGGGUAUGGUGUUGGGUGUGGAGCAUGCGGGGGCGCUGGGUGCAAGACGUGCUCGUACACUCACGCCGAGAGGUGGUUGGGCCGCCUGAGUAAGGUGUCCGAGUUCAUCACUCCAUGUACGUCCUUGGCGCCCCUCGAGCCAGCGACUUGGUGGAAUAUCCGCUAUUACGACUCGCUGCGUCAGCCGUCGAGGGCGCGCGCCGAUUGCGCCCAUGCCCUGCUCGACGCUUUGCAGCCCGUCGGUGUCCAGAACGUGCUGUCGGCGAAGGAGUUGGCGGCUUCGAGGGCGAACAAGGCCUUCCAGUCUGACGGCUCCUCCUGCGGAUGGUGGUGCCUCCACCACAUGGAGACCGAGUUCCGCAGGUUCGUGGGCGAGACGUCCGUCGCCUUCGACCUGCAGCGCAGGGUCGACUUGGCCUACCCGAUCGUGAGCAAGUUCCUGCCGUAG